Molecule: messenger RNA, 1259 nt
Organism: Nannospalax galili (Upper Galilee mountains blind mole rat)
Lineage: Eukaryota; Metazoa; Chordata; Mammalia; Rodentia; Spalacidae
Gene: Srr
Product: serine racemase
Exons: 9
Coding region: 269-1252 (327 amino acids)
Biological process (GO): L-serine metabolic process; D-serine biosynthetic process; pyruvate biosynthetic process
Cellular component (GO): cytoplasm
Molecular function (GO): magnesium ion binding; L-serine ammonia-lyase activity; ATP binding
Source: RefSeq, a predicted model, not a curated record
ACCUCAAAGACUCCAGCCACAAGCGCAGAGAAGGCACCUCCCGCAAUUAUCAUCCUAAACAACGACAGAGCCUAUCAAAGGGGAGUGCCUCCUCUCCGACGCCAGACAGGUCCGUAGAUAAGCGAAUGAUUCUUUUAGGAAAACGGUACAACCCGGAGCCUCUACCAGACCCCAGCACCUACGCCUAUUCGCGUCACCUCACGACCGGGAACCCACCGGGCUGGAGAGAGAGGGAUGGGGCACAGGGGAACAGUCACCGUGGCGAACCAUGUGUGCUCAGUACUGCAUCUCCUUUGCCGAUGUUGAAAAAGCUCAUAUCAACAUUCGAGAGUCUAUCCACCUCACACCAGUGCUAACAAGCUCCAUUUUGAAUCAAGUAGCAGGGCGCAGUCUUUUCUUCAAAUGUGAACUCUUCCAGAAAACUGGAUCUUUUAAGAUUCGUGGUGCCCUUAAUGCCAUCAAAGGCCUAAUUCCUGAGGCUUUAGAAAGAAAGCCCAAAGCUGUUGUUACUCACAGCAGUGGAAACCAUGGCCAGGCUCUCACCUACGCUGCCAAACUGGAAGGGAUUCCUGCUUAUAUUGUGGUGCCCCAAACAGCUCCCAACUGCAAGAAACUGGCAAUACAAGCCUAUGGAGCCUCCAUAGUGUACAGUGAACCCAGUGAUGAGUCCAGAGAAAAGGUCACAAAAAGAAUUAUGGAAGAAACAGAAGGUAUCAUGGUACAUCCCAACCAGGAGCCUGCAGUGAUAGCUGGACAAGGGACAAUUGCCCUGGAAGUGCUGAGCCAGGUUCCCUUGGUGGAUGCACUGGUGGUACCAGUAGGGGGAGGAGGAAUGGUUGCUGGAAUAGCAAUCACAAUUAAGGCCCUGAAACCUAGUGUGAAGGUGUAUGCUGCUGAACCCCUGAAUGCAGAUGACUGCUACCAGUCCAAACUUAAAGGAGAACUGACCCCCAAUCUCCAUGCACCAGAAACCAUAGCAGAUGGUGUCAAGUCCAGCAUUGGCUUAAACACCUGGCCUAUUAUAAGGGACCUUGUGGAUGAUGUCUUCACUGUCACAGAAGAUGAGAUCAAGUAUGCAACCCAGCUGGUGUGGGAGAGAAUGAAACUACUCAUUGAACCUACCGCUGGUGUUGGAUUGGCUGCAGUGCUGUCCCAGAAUUUUCAAACUGUUUCUUCAGAAGUAAAGAACAUAUGUAUUAUUCUCAGUGGUGGGAAUGUAGAUUUAACCUCCCUAAACUGGAUGAAGCAGUGAAAGACCA